GAAGUGUUUGAAAUUAUGUAUGGAGAUAAAUACAUUCAGAAUAUGAGGAUUAUGAGACACUUGGAAGUUCUUACUACAAUGUGGAUUGCACUUUUACAGUCUAUUUACACGUGACAGCUACAGUGAGAUUAGUAAACAUUAUGGCGUGGAUGUUGUACCAUUUUAAGGUCAUGUGUCAAAACAAGAUGAAACUUCCCGCCUACAAAUUCUAAUUAGUCUGUAAAAAAUUUAUCAUGAUGGUAUAGUGUAUUUCAAAUAUAUUAUUAUUAGCAAGUGCACCUAAAUUUUGGCCCUUCAUCUUCAAAGCUAGCCCAUUUUUUUGCAGACUGUUACGUUCCAUUUAAUUCUGAAUGCGCAGGUAAAAUUUCGUUUCGCACAUUUUUAACAAAAGUUCGUAAUUACCCGUAUUAGGGAAGGUACAUUUAAAACAGACAUGGCGUCACAAGUUGAUUACCAGCUAGUAGAUGGCGACAUCUGUUACAUAUUGUUCAUACUCCGUCAUUUAGUAGCGGUUCCUGGAAGAGGUUUCGAAUAUCUACGCGCAAUCAAAUUGUUCACUUCUUCCCACCCAGAUGUCACUGCAUGUUAAUAUGGCGUCUGGUGAAGAUGUAUCGCAGCUGUGAUUCUCUGUAGAGUGAGAAAUUUGCAAUUUGGAGUGACUUAAAGAUUAUAUUUUGGCACCAUGGCUGAAGCAUCUGGAGAAGUGCGAGUUCAAGCCGCGCUACCACCACCACCACCAACCCAGCAGCACCUCGUGACUACCGAACAGGCUGUGCUGACAGUGACAAUGACGCCCCCACGCGUCGAUACUAACCCCCCUGUUCAUGAUAACACUCCCAUCAGAUGGCAGCAGGGUCACACAAACCACCACAACACGACCGAGCAACAGACUAAUCGUCAUGGCAUGGGGCAGGCGCCUAAACGUACGCACAGAGAUUACAUAUUCGGCAAAGUGAUUGGCGAAGGAAGCUUUUCCACUGUGUACCUGGCGAAGGAUAUCCACAACGGCAAGGAAUGCGCAAUUAAAGUUUGUGAAAAGCGCCACAUACUGAGAGAGAGGAAGGGACAGUAUAUAAGAAGGGAGAAAGAAGUACUCAACCUUCUGAGCUUGAACCACAAGCCUUCGGUUCCAUUUUUCGUGAAGCUUCAGUGCACCUUCCAGGACGUGGAGAGACUUUACUUCGUGUUGACAUACGCCAAGAAUUCGGAGCUACUUCCUUACAUCACCAAAGUGGGUUCGUUUGAUAUCACGUGCUCGAAAUUCUAUGCCGCCGAGCUGCUUGUAGCACUGGAACACUUGCACAGUCUGGGCAUCAUCCACAGGGAUCUGAAGCCAGAAAACAUUCUUCUGGACGAAAACAUGCAUAUACUAAUCACAGAUUUUGGAUCAUCUAAAAUACUAAAUGAACCCACGAAUGAAGGUGAGGAUGAUGGUAAGCAUCUGCGGAGGAGGAACAGCUUUGUGGGAACUGCACAGUACGUCUCUCCUGAACUUCUGACAGAGAAGUCUGCGUCCCGCAGCUCAGACCUCUGGGCCCUUGGGUGUAUAAUAUACCAAAUGGUUUCUGGUUUGCCUCCGUUCCGCUCCAGGAGUGAAUACAUAAUAUUUCAGAAAAUAUUGAAGCUUGAAUAUGAGUUUCCCGAUGGUUUUGCGCCUGUAGCAAGAAGUAUUGUGGAAAAGCUGUUGGUUCUGGACCCGAGCAAGAGGCUGGGAUCAUCGGAUUCAGUCGGUUAUCCUUCUCUUCGUUCACAUCCCUUCUUUGCUGGCAUAGACUUCAAGACUCUUCAUGAACAAACACCACCUCAAAUCUACCCCUAUCUGCCUGGCACGUCAGAACACGAGGAGCUUCGAAGUCAUUACAGGGUACCAGACCAUUUAGAACCGGGGUUGGAUGACAAGCAGCUAACUCGGCUCCUGGGUCUUGAUCUGCAAGGUGCAGAGCGUACCCCCGAUCCACCGGAGCGUCCCCGUAAACGAGCUGGACUCACAGACUUGAGUCCUGAUGAAGUCCACCUACAAUUAGAGAAACAAAAGGAUAAUAGCAAAUGGCACAACCUUGUAGAAGGAAACCUGAUUCUCAAGCAGGGUCUAGUUGACAAAAGGAAGGGGUUGUUUGCACGACGAAGGAUGCUUCUCUUGACGCUGGGACCUCAUCUUUAUUAUGUGGACCCUGUGAACAUGAUACUGAAAGGGGAGAUUCCGUGGAGCCCCGAACUUCGAGUUGAACCAAAGAACUUCAAAAUUUUCUUUGUGCAUACACCGAACCGAACAUACUACUUAGAAGAUCCAGAAGGAUAUGCGCUGGAAUGGUGCAAAGCGAUAGAGGAAGUUCGGAUACAUACGUAUGGUCUACCGUCGUAGAGAAAUUAGCGACACGCGAUCGAAGGUUAUAGACUGUACUUCGAAUAGCGUCCGUUAGGAAAAAUUUUUUAAUUUAAAGUUACAGACUUUUCACCAAAUUGUUGUUGGAAGCAUGUAAGUUAUGUAGAAAUGGAAGAGAGUAGAUUUGUUACAUUAUUUAUUGUUUGAAGAGCGUGAAUAUGUGCUGAAGGUGAAGGAAGUUGGAAGCAUGUCUGUAUCUAUUUGUGUGAAUGGGACCCACAAGGAAUGGUCAUAUCAAGUCCCAAAUUAUAAAAUGAAAACAAUGCAAUGCUGUACAGUGUUUAUGGCAGUAAAGAAGAAUGUGUUUUGCCAUAAAUUCUGUUUUAAGUUAAUUUAAUUUAUUUUUUAAUGUUUAUCUUGAAUACUUGCAAUAACAUAAAUGGCCUUCAAUAAGUGACAUUUCUUUCUUAGUUUAACUGAACAAAGUGAACUCGUUUGAUACCGAUGCGUGUAUCCAUUGUAACCUGAAGAAUUACUGUUCAGCGUGUUUCAUCUUCGCAUGAGCAAGACGAAAGAAGCACGUCAUCUCCGUCAUAACGCGGAGCUCCCGAUUUGGCCGCGUGCCUAUAAUUUGUCAGUAUUAUUCACAGAAUGUACAGAACUGAUCUGCAGUCGAAUCUUCGUCGCAGAAAUCUGUUCAUGUCUGUUGUUUAAACUUCCUAAUUUGAAACUGAUUAUUGAGGUUGUACCUAGAAUUUUAAUUAUUUGUAUUACAGGGCAAGUCUAAAUGAUGUUCCCGAUUUGAAGACAUGCUACUCACGUUUAAUGAAAUUCAGAUGCACAGAAUUGAUGCCGGUGGAAAGAGAAACUCUCCAAGUUUUGUUUCAGUACAUCACAGUGUUCAAUGUGAACCCCCUUGGUAACUUGACACACAUCCAGCCAGUAGUCGAGUUCCUCCCAGACACGUUGCAGCAUAUCAUGAUCGAUUGCUGCAAUGGAAGCUGUGAUGCACGCUCGCAGAACAAGCAAGGUCUGUGGUAAGGGUGGCACGAAGACGAACCCCCACAGAAAAAAAUCACAGGGCGUCGGGUCCGGUGAACGUGGAAAUCCAUGACACAAAAGGUUCCCCUGUCUUCGAUGGCAGCCAUUUUAUCUCAUAUCGCCCCUGGCGGCGAACAGUGUUACUACGCAGCCGCGAAGUAUACCAACAUAAACUUGGAGAGUUUCUCUUUCCAUCAGUACCAAUUUUGUGCAUCUGAAUUUCAUUAAACAUGAGUAACGUGUUCCAAAUCAGGAACAUCAUUUAGACUUGCCCUGUAUUGUUUCCAUGAUGUGUUAGUUGUUUCCUGUAUGUAUUAUUGUACAUAUUAUUUAUAAACGCAAUCAUUACAGUAAACGCAUUUUUCUGGAAAAUA
Molecule: messenger RNA, 3738 nt
Organism: Zootermopsis nevadensis
Lineage: Eukaryota; Metazoa; Arthropoda; Insecta; Blattodea; Termopsidae
Source: RefSeq, a predicted model, not a curated record